Zonotrichia albicollis (white-throated sparrow) is the source of this 13006-nucleotide messenger RNA. NCBI's taxonomy places the organism in Eukaryota, Metazoa, Chordata, Aves, Passeriformes, Passerellidae. The record is from RefSeq and is a predicted model, not a curated record.
CGGCCCUUGCGGAGGUAGCGGCCGUGUGAAAAGCGUGUGGAGGAAUAAAUCUGAAUUGCCCAGUGGAAUAAGUAACCAGAGCUAGAAACGCUCUGGGCGAGUGCCUGACCCGCUCCAUUCGCAAAGGACUAACUGUUCUCUGCCAGUUGCACACCCCUGUAUACUCCGCAGCCCUGUUUUCAGCCAAUUUCUUCUAUAAUUCAUUCUCAGUGUCGACAGAAUUGCAGCAAAACCGCAUACUGUUUAACAGGACGGUGCAAUUGCUGCUAGAUUAUUGCCAGUGACAUUUUGAUGCUUGCUUAAGAAGAAAGCUUUUCCCAUCUUGCAAAGAACUCGAAAAAGAUCCCAUUUAAAUAGUUGUUUGCCCUACCAUCUUCAAUGCUGGACCGAUACAUUUUCCUGGGCCAGCAGAACCAGACGGCCCAUAAAUAUAUAUACAAUAUUGCUUUCUGGUUUCAUUCCCUUUUGUAUAUUUCAAAUAUUUACGGACUUACUAUCUAGCUAUCUUAAAAUUUGAUUAUUUGGGACUAAGAAAAGAAUUUUGUCUGUCCUUUUUCCCCUUUUUUUUAAUUUUAAUUUUUCUGUGUAGCCGGGGACACUUUAGCAGAGGUGCCAGACCUGCAGUCAGGUGUUCUCAUAUCGUGUGAAACACGCAGCACCAAGAGUUGCAAACCUGUCAUCAUACCUGUCAUCUGCUUCUGUUUCAUAUAUGGUUACAGAUAAAUUAGAAUUUAGGGAAGAAAUUCCCAGGAGAUCUGUGCCAGGUGGCACUGGUUCCAAAGUAUUAAAUUAUCUCCACUGCAUUUCCUACUUUGGCGCAAGUAGAUGUCAGUUGGGAUUAAAUAAUUUGAAAUUAUGUGUCUUGCAUUAUCCUUUUGUCUUCUGGUAUCUCCAUAGUUUGGAAAUCUGGUAUACUUGUCCCUUUUCCUGGUCCUGGAUGUGCAUCCAUCCCUGUCCCUGGUUUGCUGUCCUUUGGGAUGUUUGGUAUGCUUGCCAGACCCUCUGCUAGGCUGGCUCAGCUCUCUGGUUCAGCAGAAGACUGAUCAGCUUCUUGAUGGGUUGGUUACUGCCUUAAUUGUGGUGAUUCCCAGCGAGGUUUUCCAGACCUUUAGAUUUAGUGCAAAGUUAAGUAGCAGGAAAGUGGAACCAGGGAAGUGCAGUAGGCAUAGGAAAAUAAACACAUGGAGUUGUCCUCUACAGUUGUCUGUAGUGUCAUUGAGAAAAUAACUGGGUAUUUCAACAAUGUAUUUUAUCUAAUUUUAAAUAAUUGAAAAUGCUGUCUUUUAACACUCAAAAUAAUUUUUGGAAUCAAUAUUAUCACGUAUUGAAAUGUUAUUAUCUUCUCAUCUUUCAGGCUGAAGGUGGCCCAUUCUGAGAUUAAUUUAAUAAUCAUUUGCUUAGAAAACUUCCCGCAUUGUUCAUGGAGUUUUUCAUCAGUAUGUCUGAAACCAUUAAAUAUAAUGACGACGAUCACAAAACUGUGUUCCUGAAAACAUUGAAUGAACAACGUUUGGAAGGAGAGUUUUGUGACAUUGCUAUUGUGGUUGAAGAUGUUAAGUUCAGAGCCCAUAGGUGCGUGCUUGCUGCCUGCAGUACCUACUUCAAAAAGCUUUUCAAAAAACUUGAAGUUGAUAGUUCAUCAGUAAUAGAAAUAGAUUUUCUUCGUUCUGAUAUUUUUGAGGAAGUUCUCAAUUACAUGUAUACUGCAAAGAUUUCUGUUAAAAAAGAGGAUGUAAACUUGAUGAUGUCUUCAGGCCAGAUCCUUGGUAUUCGGUUUCUUGAUAAACUCUGCUCUCAAAAACGUGAUGUAUCUAGUCCUGAGGAAAACACACAGUCCAAGAGCAAGUACUGUCUAAAAAUGAACCGUUCUAUUGGGGAACCCAAUGAUACCCAAGAUGAUGAGGUGGAAGAGAUUGGAGAUCAUGAUGACAGUCCAUCAGAUGUGACAGUAGAAGGCACUCCCCCAAGUCAGGAAGAUGGUAAAUCACCAACCACUACUCUGAGAGUGCAAGAGGCAAUUCUGAAAGAAUUGGGAAGUGAAGAAGUUAGAAAAGUCAACUGCUAUGGCCAAGAAGUAGAACCUAUGGAAACAACGGAAUCUAAAGACUUAGGAUCUCAGACCCCUCAGGCACUCACAUUUAAUGAUGGCAUAAGUGAAGUGAAAGAUGAACAGACACCAGGAUGGACCACAGCAGCCGGGGAUAUGAAGUUUGAGUACUUGCUUUACGGUCACAGGGAACACAUUGUAUGUCAGGCUUGUGGCAAGACCUUUUCCGAUGAAGCGCGUUUGAGAAAACAUGAAAAACUACACACUGCAGACAGACCAUUUGUUUGUGAAAUGUGUACGAAGGGCUUCACCACGCAGGCUCAUUUGAAAGAACACUUGAAAAUACACACGGGUUACAAGCCUUACAGUUGUGAAGUGUGUGGGAAGUCUUUUAUUCGUGCACCAGAUCUAAAAAAGCAUGAAAGAGUUCACAGUAAUGAGAGGCCAUUUGCAUGCCAUAUGUGUGAUAAAGCUUUCAAACACAAGUCCCACCUCAAAGACCACGAAAGAAGGCACCGAGGAGAGAAACCUUUUGUCUGCAGUUCCUGCACUAAAGCAUUUGCUAAGGCAUCUGACCUAAAAAGGCACGAGAAUAAUAUGCACAGUGAAAGAAAGCAAGUUACAGCAGCCAAUUCCAUCCAGAGUGAAACAGAACAGUUGCAGGCAGCAGCCAUGGCUGCUGAAGCAGAGCAACAAUUAGAAACUAUAGCCUGUAGUUAAAAACUAAAGUAGGAACUUUAUCAGAAAUAAUAUAAGAAAUUAAAUGGAGCAAAAUCUGUUGUUGAUAUACAUUUAGACCGAGAAUCUUUUCAAGAAAGCAUAUUUUUAGAGGAUUUGAAUGUUACAUAGGAAUACAUAGCAUCGCUUGGUUAGGUAUGUUAAAACAUUUCAGAGAUGGGUGUUCUCAGAAUGUGAAACAGUUUUGUUGUCACUAGCAGUAUAAUGCACUAAUAACUGCUUUAAUUUGAGAAUGUGAUCAAGUUCUCUGUAGCAGGGAUCAUCACUGGCUGAUAAUUUCCUUUAUCCAGUGUGGAAUACUGAAUAUGAUGUAAACAUUGCAAUCAGUGAGAAUCAGUGACUUAUGCUUGAAAAUGCUGAGAUCUCAAAAAUCACAAACAUGGAAAGAAAUUAUUUGGUUUUCAUAACUCUUAGGCGUUGUACCUACAAUUUUUAUGAGAAGCAUACACUGAAUCCCUAAGCUUUUUAAUUCUGCCUUUUUUCACCUAAUGUAGGAUGGUACAACAGAGUGUAAAGGAGGAUGGUAAUCACAAUGAAAUUGCUUCUUAUUCCAUUCCCUCAGAUAUCCUCCUAUUUUUAUAAAGGUGGCAAGUUUUAAUGAAUUACUUGCAUUCUUGAAAAAACUGCAUUAUUCACGGGGAUUCUGGCUGGCAAAGCAGAAGUGUCAUGGCAUUCACCAGUCCCUUCUGUGGGCAAAAAUGUCUGCCUCAUUUGUUUUUAUGUUCACUUUUAUACAGGGCCCCAGAGGUGGGACUGGGCCACAAAGGAAAAAGGGUGGAGCAUGGAGGAGACAUGCUCCUUACUCAAACCCAGUAAAAAUCAGUAAAAGCUAAUACAGCCUGAGAUGUUUUUUUUAUUAUGCAACUUGAGGUCACCUAACCUAGCACAGUGAAGGCAGAGGAGUGUCUGCAGGAGCAGGUGACCAGGUGUCACUGCCAGGCUCCUGAAGCUGCAGCCAAGGGUGUCACAUACCUGCCCGCAGGCUCAGCUGGGGUUUGUGUCACGGCUGAUCAUACAGCUCAUAGGUCCUGUUCGAGUUUAAAAGCUUCCACCUUUUGGCACACCACCCCUCAUCAAGAGGGGGACUUCAGUGAGUGAGUUCUGUCAGAAUUGAUCCUGGGUGAGUGUUCACUAUUAGUCAGUUGCUUAGUCUAUUUUUUUUAAAACCAGCUGGGGUACAUGCUGAUAACAAUAGUUAACUCACAGAGUCAAGAAAAUAAGUGGUCUUUGGAUUGCAGUCUGCUACUUGUGGUCAUCAAGAGAAGACACAGUAACAGCAGCAAUGCAAUCCAAAGGUAUAUCGACCCUUUAUUUUAAAUUUGUAAAUACUACAGCUGUUGUGAAAACUUCAUUUGAAGUUGGAAUGGGCAAAAAACACACUUGGGCACAUGGUUGGUAACAUUGGUCACUUGCCAUAACUAUAGCAUAUCAAAGUGUUAGACCAGUUUCUGAUAAGUUACUGUGUGGUAGAUCACAUCUUGCUUUUCGAAAUAGAAAUUUAAAAUAGUGUUUUUGGAACUGUUAUAUGGAACUUCAGUUACUGAGGGGUUUUUAUUUGGUCUAGGUUUUUUUUUUACAGCUUUGUUUUAUUCAUGUAUUCAUCAGGUUAAGCAGUUAUCUUUAAAUGCCAGUAAUUGUUCAAACGCUGGUCUGUAAAUAAAACAUGACCUUAAUAUUUUAGAAAAUGUAAACUUUGGACCUUUACCAAUAUAUUUUUUUAAAAUGUUGCUUCAUUUUGCAUUCAGUAAUAUUAGUUUGUAAACAAACUAUACAUUUUGUACCUGUGCAACAUCAGAGGAUGUGUAUUCAUUGCAUUUUAUUGGUUCUCUUGAGGAACAUGAUAAAUGACCAUUGUUAAAAUGUUUUACUGUAUAUGAUCAUAGAUAUAAAGAUAGUAGGUCCAAAAUAGGAUCUACUUUUUUUUUCUAAAUAUAUCGUCUUGCUAUGUUUUCUUAUCUGAAAUUGUGUGCACUUCUUCCUAGGUAAGUCGGGGUUAAAAGGACUGUACAAAACAGAUCUGUUAUGUUAAGAGUUCAAAAGUGUAAAAUGUGAAGAAAAUAAAUUUUCUCAAGGUCUGCUAUGAAGAAUGCAAGAAACCAUGAGCAUAAAUUACAGCAGUAAACAAUUACAUUUGGAAAAAAAAAAAUAAAUAUGAGUCACUAAAAGAGAAUGCCUGGGGAGGUACUGCAAUCUCCACUAGUGGUAACAUUCACUAAUGGGUUAGAGAAACAUCUAUUAGGAGUGGUUUAAAUAUGGUUAGUUUGGCUUUGAAGCUGAGGGAUAAACUCCAUAACCUCUCAAGAAGAUCCUCAUUGGGAUUUUUUUUUUGGAAAGUAAGAAAUAAAAAUGGAGGUCACUGGGACAGCAGACACUGGAGUGGAAAGACCGAACUCAAGUAUUAUAGUUAAAGAAAACUGCUGCUGUCUUUUGAGCACAAGUGGUCAGGCUGCAAAUUUGAGCUUGUUACAGAAAAGCAGGCUUGCAUGAGAAGACUCACAGUGGAAAGUGUGAGAGCAUUGUGUGUUACAUCAGAGUAGAUUCUGCUUUUGUUACAGCUUAUAGCUGUAAAAAUUACAGGUGUGGAGGGAUGGAGAUAUCCUUAGCUGUAUUUAUAUUGUUGUUAGAGUGUUCUAAACUAAUCUGUAUAUUCUGAAGGAAUGUGAGCCUAUAUAUUGUGGGGGUGUGUCUGUGAAGUUCAGGUAAAUUUGUCUGCAUCUUACAAUGCUACUGCUCCCAUCUCUUUCCUGGGCACCAGGAGGACAAAAUGCACAAAAGCAGGUGUGCAUCAGCUCCUAGCCAAUGAGGUUUUCCAGCGCAAUGAGCUGUGAGGUAUAAGCUGUGUCCAUUGAGGAAUGGGCACAUUUUUAUUUUUGCUUAUACAAGGGCAGCAACUUCUUUUACUGUUUGAGACAGUGGAUGAGAUUCUGUUCAAUUAAUGGAAAUUUUGCUGUUGGUUCUAUUGGGGCUAGACUAGACUAACAUUCCUUAGAAGGUUUUUUGUUUGGAUUUUUUUUAAGGGAAAAAGGAACAAAAUGAACACAUUUUGAACUGCAAUAUCUGCCUAAUUUCUCAUCCUAAUCAUAUUAGCCAUGGGUAUGCUGCUGAUUAUUUGGCAAAACUCAGUUUGGAAUCUAGAGGUCUCCACUCCUCAGCCCUUCUUUUACAUGCUACUCUUAUCAAUAUUUUUAAAAAUAUUGGAAAAUUAGGCAAAUCACAGUUGAGUGAGUACUUGUGGGGGUUUUUUUCUGCUUUAAUCUUUCAGAAAGGUUUAGACCUGGUGAUUAGAAUUUUAAAGCUUGUUUUGUGAAAAGAAAUUCCUCAUGCUCACUUCAGUAGCAAAAGUUUGAGGUCAGCUAUUUGUUCCAGUAAGCUACAGAAUGCUAAAUACUCCUCAAAAUCUUGCAAUUUAGGUAGCCAAACUGGAGUUCUUUUGAAGAUCAGGCUUCAGUUUUCUAAUAUAGAGAUUUCUUUCAUGAUUCCAUUAAAUAGGGAUACUUUAAAUGAAUAGAAUUGUGUGAAAUACAGAAUAAUAUACCAGAUUAUGUCAGAAAGUCUACUCUAAAGUUAGAGUAUACUUCUAGUGGCAGAUUAUCUUUUGUUAAGUAUUCUAUUAAUACAUACAGCCAUGGUGUUGUAGAGAAGAUAAAGCAUUUAUGAAAGAGACUACAUCAUCUACUGUGUGCAACAGAUGACUUUUCUGAAUGUAAGCAUUUACAGAUAGGUACAGGACAGGAUAAUUCUGCCCGAACAGUGAGGACAGAUCUAAGGAAUUUUCAUCUUUUUCUGUUAGUCCUUAGAUCACAGUAGUGUGCCCAGUCAGCCAGAAAUGUGAAGAUUUCAUUAAAAAUUCCAUUACAGCAGUUGGUCUGUCAUUUGUCUUCAUAUAGAUCUAAAACAAUUAUAGUAACAUUCUUAUUCAUUUCAGAACAGAUGGAAGAUUUCCAUGAAUAGAUUUGUUAAAUAUGUGUCAUAAGAAUUGAGACACCUAUUCUCAGGAAGUAUUUUUAAAUGUAAUGCAAGAAAUCUGAAAUAACUGAAUAGCUAAAAAUAGUGAUUUAUAGAGUACUGAUAUAUUUUCCAGUGUUUUUCUCUCCACUGUCCUUAUAUAUUAUUUUUAUUUGCAUGCCCUGAUCAUUUAGAUAUUUAUAGAACUCUGAAAAUUGGUGAACUUCAGUGGUUCCAAUAUGAACAGCAAUGUAACUCUUUAAAAUAUAAAUAAUAUUUUUGAAUCUGGUUAGUAGAUAUUUUUUAAUUUACUGGUAUUUUUACUAUUUAGUAGCUAAGCAUCUACUUUUUAUAGGUAAACCUGAAAAAUGUGUGGACUGUAUGAAUAAAGAUGUACUACAUCUGAUCUGUUCGGUAUAGGGGUAUCAAAAACCAUGACCAAAGCAGAACUUCUGGAUACCUGUAUCUCAGACUCUUUCUAUGAUUUUUUUAAAAGUUUAUAGUUUGAAAGCCUGAGUUUGUAAAACGAGUGGUACUAACAAGAAAUGAGAAUUCUUACUGAAUCAAAAUUCCAAAUGUAUUUUGUUUUUGAUUAUAGCCACUUUAAAGAAGUAUAAAGGACAGUACUACAUGCUACACAUUAGGCAAUAGAGCUAAAGUUGUAUUUUCAUUCAGAAAUAAAAUAAAUUCAUAGAUAUGAUGCAUUCAAUAUAGAUCAUCUUCAUGAAAUCAUUAAAACAUGAGAGGAGUUUUUCUGUUUUUUCACCAAAGGAUGAAAGUUUUUAUGUUUAGAAAAAAUGGGUUUUCUGAUGUAAACCCAUUCUGUUAAAAAUAAUAACCAAAACCACUCAAACCCUGCAGUGCUGCCACUUGCAGUUUACUGACCUCCUCCCAGUGGUCUGUGUGUACAUUUAAGUAAUCUGUAUAUGCAAGCAACAUACAGUAUUUUUGUCUUUUAAAAUAUUCUAAAGACCAAGCUUCCCUGCAUCCAAGCUUUCAUUCUUCACUAAUAGAAAUCCUUUUUUUUUCCAGAGCAGAGGGUACCACAAGCAGUGCUUACAGAACAAAACCCUGUUGUGGCAUUUCAAAUUGCUCAGACAGGAGAAUGGAGUACAGUGGAGCUCUACUAGCUCCACUGGUGGAGCUUCCACCAGGGUCAGUGGAAAAACAGCCUCAGUUUGGAGCAGCUUAAGCUAUUGUGGAGCUGCCUCCUGAGACAGCAGCUUUGUAUUUUGACUGUCAUAGUGAACUGCAAACUGUUGCUAAAUGGGGUAAUCUCGUUUUCUCUUUUUCUUUCUUUCUGUUACCUUUUGCAUGUUUCCUUCUUGUUUGUCUCAGAUUUAGCAGCUUUUGUGGCUUUAGAGUAAGUCAGUGGAGUGAUUUUACAUAAGAAAGCAAUUCAGUGCUUAUGUGAGUUAGUUUUAAAUUGAACCAAUUCAUUAGGUUUGAUCCAAAGUAAGUGGCAGGAGCACAUUGUUGGAGUUAGAAGGAAUGGAGCAGGGCUUGCCCAAUUUUGGCACCACAUUAAAUACAAAGUGGUGAAGCACAGCACAUGUUGCACGGUGCUUGUGAGGAGCUGCCAGGCAACAGAAGGGAUCAGGCACCAUUUCCUUGCAGCAUCCAUUGCUGGUAGACUUGAGGGAUUUUGAAGAGGGUGAUCUGUAUAUGUCACUUCUGCUUUUUCAGGAGGAUGGAAUUUAGAGAUUGAAGUUGUGGGGGCUAUUUUUCUCCUUUGUUGUUUAAAUUAAUCUACUCCUGUUUGCCUCUUAUUCAACAGUUCUGCACAGUCUUGAAUGGUGACAAAUUGCUCAACUUAAGGAGAAAGUGUUCUUAAUAAAAGACAAAGGUAUUUAGUUCACUGAAGGACAAAACUAGAAUCCCAAAAGUAUGAAGAAAAAAGCAUUUUCAACAUAAUUUAAUCUUUUCAAGUAUUAGAAGUAGACAAUAUUCACUUCAUAGUAACUUACAUCUAUUGUAGAUCUGGUUUAGAUACCAUGCUGGGAAAAGAAAAUAAUCCCCUUUUUUAGUUAAUGCAGAUAAUAUAUAUCCAAAGUAUAGGAAUAGAUUCUGUAUUUCACUAGGUAAUGUCAGCUAGACUGCUUUUAUCAUAAUUUAAUUUUCUCCUUUUUCAGUUUAGGGUUCUGUGGAAAAUCUAAAGUUUGAGUGAUUUUGGCUUAUUUCUACCUAUAAAUAUGAAACAGUUUAAAGGCCUGGAUAUAAAAAUCAUAGGUUUUCUUACAUUUCCACUUGGUACUUGACAAUAAUGAGUUUUAAAUGUAAUUCUUCAACUGUGUAGCUGAGGCUCUAGGAGGCAUUCUUUGUUAAGAGUGGCCUUCUUUCUGUGCAAAGUUCUUCCCUGGACAUGAGUUCUGUUUGCUGAUUUUUCUCAUGGUUCUCUAUGCUAAUUUAACAAGAAUUUUUUUUCUCAUUUGAAGUAAUAGCAUUUAAAUAUUUCCUUUUUACAAGGUGCCUUAUUAUAGCUAUUACUGGUUUUGAUGUUUUACUGAUUCAUCCACAUUCUCCAGUAACUUUUAUAAUAAGCAUGGUCCCUAUAUGCUUCCUCUUAAAAUAUAGAAUAGAACUUACACCAGGAUUUGGAGACAUAUACUUUGUAAUGCUAGUGUGAAGUUUCAGUCUUUAACUUUACAGGACUGUCCAGGAAAUCUUAUACUCCUGAAAAGCAGUAAGGUCUCUUUGACUGCUUGUAUUGGAAAGAGUUGAUUUUUCAAAACAUUUGCAUAUGUGUAUUCUCUUUGUAUUUCUGAAUGUUUUUAAUCUGAGAUCAAAUAAGCAAAAAUAAUUCAACAGUCCAUUUGAAAAGUAGGAAGGAGCAGCUCUACCCUUUUGUAUUUCAGAGGAGUUAAAGGUCUGAACAUAACUGGGCUUGGUUACUAGACUAACACUUAUCUACAAAUCUAUAUAGUAACAAUUAAAACUUACAGUUUUAAAGAGACUGACAGAUUUGCUUAUGCUGAAUUGCUUUGCAAUUCAGUCUGCACAAAAAAACCAACCUUGAAAUACAUGAAAAAUGCUUACUUUAAAAUAUCAUUGCUGCCAUCAUAAUCAGACGUUUGUUAGACACAAAUGUUUUAAUUGAAGUGAACAAUUACCCAUUUUAAGUCUUAGUCAAUGUUUUCAAACUGAAGUGUAGGUUUCAUUUUCCACUUCAAUAAUUAACUACUAUCCAGUUGUGUGACUUUCUUGCAGAUCUUCCAUUAUUUCAAGGACAUAUUAAAUUGAGUCAGACAGGAACUCUGAUUUGAUGGAUGUGAUAAAUUCUACCAGUGUAGGAUUGUCCUGUUAUAGAUGCUUUCCAGAUGGACAUAGAUUAUGCUCCCAGAAUCUUGCUGUCAUAAUUUAAAGUUUUAAAACUCUACUGGUUUUAUCCUUUCUUUUGUAUCAAAGUCGAUGUUUUCCAACUUAAUUAAAAUUCACAUAUUUCUCUUAUUUUUUCACAUUCUUUAAUUUUUAGCCAAACAUGAUAAAAUCCCCAUCCUUUUGCCUUUAUAUGACCAGUUAGGAAGCUGCAUUUUGUAUUUACCAUUUGUAUUUUAUAUUGCUGUGAUGCAGUAUAAUUUCCCUAUUCUCAGUUCUUGAACACUCUAAGCUAUUUAGUAGCCCAUUCAAAUUAUGGCUUUGGUAUUUACAUUUUACUGACAUUUUUUCUUUUCUUUGAGCAUUAAAUUAAGCAUGUGUUUUAAUAUUUAGGUUUACUUUUAUCAAAAUAUAUAAUUGAUUGAUUGAGAAUUCUAAUAGUUUUUUUUUUUAAGUCUGGAAAUCUUCAUUUAUUCUAAAGCUGACUUUUCUUCUCCUUAGCUCAUUGGCUCACUGGUCUGCCAUGGGUCAUAAAUGCUUCUCUCCAUUUAAGUUCCUUGAAAACUUGAGAAAAAGGCCUAAUUUUAUGACUUGUGUGUCAAGUUACACACACCAGUAAGCUGUGGCAUGAUCAGAGUCUUAAAACAGUUUCCAUAGAAAAAAGAAAGACACAUACAAAAACAUUAAUUUUUAAUGUAGUGAAUGUUUUGCUGAUAGGAACAGAAAAGGUUUGAAGACGAGAAUUUCACUUGAAGGAGACUUCCAGCUCAACCUCUGCAUUUUCCAUAUGGUGCAGAAUGGUAUGGCCUUGUCCAUGGAGACAAGUCACAGAAGAGUGGUUGUGUGUGAGGUCCUUUUAAACCUUUGCCUAUGGUUUCACAAUGUCUCUGCUAGAUCCAAGGUCAUUAGCCAAGGACUUGACUGAACUGAAUUCCUUGAUGUACAUAAGAAUUCUUGCAUGAUGGAAAGACUCUAAAUUUUGGGCUGUGACUCAUUCAUCUGUCUUGGUGAAGGGACUGACAACCAGCAAAGAUGUGGCAGGUGGGAACAGCGAUUACUUUGGCUUCACUGCCCAGUUGUGUAUGUAGUAAUAUUUUAGGUGAGUCAUUGAAUCUUUUAUUUAAACCUCCUGAGGUUUAUCUAGGUCAUUGUUUUUGUUGAUUGGGCGGAUUUUUUUUUGUUGUUGUUGUUGUUGUUGAUUUUUGUUGCUUUGGGUUCAGCUUCUCUAAUUUUUACUCCUCUCUAUAACAGAAAGAUACCAAUUUAUUCUUUAUGGGACUGUUUGAAGAUAAUCAUUAAUGGGUGCAAGGCAUUCAGAUGUUGUGAGGGUGGCAAUAUAAUCAGCUAGAAAUAUUACCUAGAUGGAUGUGGGUGUUUUGGGAUAUCUUUACAGGCUGUGAGAAGUCCUGGGAUGGAUGCAUCUUUGUGAUACUUUAAAGAACCCAAACAAACCAAAAAAACCACCACAAAACUGUACAGCUAUUUCUCCUAGACUCUGUCUAAAAUAUUUUCAUAGUUGUAAAUCACAGCCCUGGACUAUUAUGUAGUUUAUCAGAUUAAUUAAGAAAAAUGAAUUGACCAAUGGAUUAAAAUACUAUUGGCCACACUUAUCUUUAAUGGUAUUCACUUCUUACUGUUUUGGGAAAUGCUGCAUGUUCUUGCUUCUGGCCUACAUGGUGUCACCACUUUGGCUGCUGUGCUCCACUAUUCUUCUGAAGCACUCAUGGAAAGGUAACUGACUUUUCAUUUCAUUAUUUUUUCAGGAGAAUGGCACUUGUGUCUAUUUUUAUUUUUUCUUUUCUACCUUCCCUUUUUAUUCUCUACUUCUGUCUGUUAGAGGUACAUUAAUCAGAGAGGUACUAAAUGUUAGAUUUCCAAAUCUAGGAUCCUGGCUAUUGUGGUCCCUGCUGUACAGAUUGCAAUUUGACAUUUCAAAUAGUCAUCUAAUGUUUAGAUAUUUCUUGAUGACAACCGGUCACAAUUUCCUCUAGACAGCUUCCUUGCAGUUUCAGAUGUAAUAUCUUGCAUCUUGGCUAGUAAAGAUUUUUAUGUUAAGCUUAACUGUAAGAUUACAGUGACUGUAAUUGCUUUUUGAAGACCAUUAUGAUCUUAGACAAUAUAGCAAAAGACAUCAAAUAAUUCAAGCAGUUUCCUACUUUUCCCUCCCAAAAAUUUAGAUUUGAUUAUUAAUGUACAAGUGUGGGAAGAAAUAAAGAAAAAGGCUGAGAGAUAAUUAGUUCUCAAAGUUGGGUUAAAAAAAUUUUACAAAAUAUACUUUUGAAUGUAUUUGAUGUAAGACAUAUGAAAUCUUAUCCCUUUGUAUUAAUUUUAUUAUAGAAUGUGUUCAUUUAUGUUUAGGUGAUUCAUUCUGCAUGAUUCUUUUAGAAAAGAGUUUAAAAUACUACCUGUAAAAUAUUAGCUCUACGUUUUUGUUAACAGAACAUGGAAACCUUGCACGUCACCAGGUGGAAAGUGCUCCUUCCUGAAUAGAGAUUUACUAAGCUUCUGAACCUGUGUAACCAAAUAAUUGUUCUCAGCUCUAUUAGUAUAAAGGGCUUGCUUUGGGUCUAAAUCCACAGAACUAUGUAUAGCAUGGAUGAUUUAAUGUGACAUCAGUCAACAUGAUUUUUGUAACUGUCUAGAUAUAUUAGCUAUCUGUUAAAAAAAGUGUUAAAGUUUUUAAUGAAGUACUUUAUAAGUAAGCCAAGACAUCCUUAAAAAAGUAUUUAAAGAUACAUUAAAAAAGAAGUUUUAUGUCCACAGGUGUUAUAUGGGAAUCAGUAAUUCCUCACUUAAAGAUUAAUAAUUUAAAUUAUAUACAUGGCAAGGACUCUGUGAUUACUGAUAAAAAUUUAUGCAGAUGUUUCUGCAAGUGUUUUUGUGCUUCCUGUUUCAUACAUUUUGAUGGAACAUCUUUGAAUGUAUUGUGUUUAAUUAUAUACUCUCCUUUUUACCAAUGUG